AUGUGUAGCACUCGAAUAUAUUAAUUUAAUUUAAUUUAUUUAUUUAAGUAUACAUUUUAAAAAUUAUAGGACUUAAGAAUAAAUUAGUGUUCAUUGCAUGUUGUAUAUUAAAUCAGUGCCUGAGUCUUAAUUCCUAUAGAAAAUGAAUAACAUAAGGUUGCCAGAAGAUUGUGCGAAACAGUGGGAGAUUCUUCUGCUACUGCUUUCCGCAGAAGAGAAGAAAAUUGACAGAACCAGUGAUAAUGAAGUUGACACAAUGAACUACUUCUAUAAAAAUGAAGGUUUAAGAAAAAUUCUACUACAAUGGCUACAUCAAAUGCAGCUAUCAUAUGCAAGGAAAAUGUCUGAUUGCGACACAGCUUUGAAAUGUGAUGAAGUUUCAUUACUUUGGAGGCAAAGGGGGAAUGACAAGUUCCGUGCUGACUGCUAUGAGGACAGUUACAAGUGUUACUCUAAAGGUGUGCUUUAUGCAGAUCAGAAUAAAUCUAUGUAUCCUCUGGCACUAGCAAAUAGAUCAGCCUCAUUACUUAAGAUGAAGAAAUUUAAGGAGUGUCUGGAAGACAUAGAGCAAGCUUUAGACUGUGGUUACCCUAAAGAAUUGCGUCACAAAUUAUUGGUGCGGAAGGCUGAUUGUCACCUUGAAUUAAAUCAGAACAAAGAAGCACGGGACGCCAUAACCGCCGCCAGAAAUCAUGCAGCGACUCUAAAGUUACCAGCUGUGCAUAUUGCGGAGUUUGAGCGCCACGUCAAGAAGUUAGAAGAAAAGUUGGAGAUUAACCGCGAGAUUCAGUCCGAGAAUGAUGUACUACCGGAGUGUUACCAUGGCUUGAACCCUGACUUCAAUGCUGCAUCUAACGCGAUACAAUUACGUCGGAACGACACGGUCGGACGACACGUGGUGGCAUGCGAGGCGACACGCCGCGGUGACGUGCUCUUCAGCGAGGAACCAUAUGCAUGGGUAGCCCUACAGACCGAUCCGCCUACCUGCGAGACUUGCUGCAAAAUGGAUAUCAAUAUAGUGCCUUGUAACGCCUGUUCGCGCAGCGUGUACUGCGGAAUGGAAUGCCGGACUCAAGCUAUGUCAUUCCACCGGUGGGAGUGCAUUGGCGCCCAGGCAGACCUCUUCAAUACCAUCGGCAUAGCGCAUUUAGCUUUAAGGGUGUUGCUAAUAACGGCCCACAAUGGAUUCCCGCUUUCGCCAAGAACUGAUCCCGCUCCAUCCAGUGCUGGAGACCUAUUCCGUAGCUACUCGUCUGUUGAUAAUGUACAAGUAUACAAGAAUGAUGCACACCCAUUCUACAGAAUGUUCAAUUUGGUCACCAACUUCGAUAAAAUGAACAACACUGAUUAUAUACAGUAUGCACUGACUGCAACAAUGUUAACGCUGUAUUUAGAGAAGUACACGAAAUUCUUCGAUUACCUACCGUCAAGAGUGCCACAUGCUCUGUCUGAUGGGCAACUGCGUCUGCUGUCAGCUGCUAUUAUACUACGAAGUCUUGGGCAGCUCGUCUGCAAUGGCCACGCUGCACUCAGUCUUGCGACUGUCGAAGAAGGCGAUGCUACCGGUCGUACAGUGAGUGAGAGAGAAGUCCGUCGCGCGACCGCUAUAUACCCGUCCGCCGCCAUGAUGAAUCAUUCGUGCGAUCCCAACAUUAUCAAUACGUUUUACAACUGCCGUCUAAUAAUCCGUUGCUCCCGCGAACUGCCAGCCGGCAGCGAAGUGUUCAACUGCUACGGUCCACACAAGGCGCGUGAACCGACUUCGCACCGCCGGGCGCAGCUACGAGCUCAGUACAUGUUUAACUGCACAUGUACAGCUUGUUGUGACACACAGCGCAGGGACUUCGUUCUACUAUUUACCGCCUACGCGUGUCAAUCUUGCAAGGGUCCAGUAGUAUUUAACGGGCGGCGAGCUCACUGUCAACAAUGCAACGCUGAUUUCCAACUGGACCGGGCACUGGCAACUAUAGAGCAAGCCGACGAGUUACUUUCACAAGCCGAACGAUGUUUAUCCAUAGAGCAGCGCUGUGAGAGAACACAAGUGGCAUUCCGAAUGAAGCAGCAGGUGUGGCAUAAACAUCACGUGUCAUUGCGUGCCACUGCCGACAAACUGGCGAGGCUGUACGCAGAUGUUGGUGAAUUCAAUAAAAGCGUGGAGUUGAUAAAACAUAACAUUCAGAGUUUGGAGUACCAGUUUGGUUCAUUCAGUGUUGAGGUGGCCCACGAAUUGAGAAAACUCUCUGAAGUGAUGCUGGAACGUAUCAUCCGAUCACCGCAGAAUCCAGAUUACAGGGAUUGGUGUUUAGAAGCUCACAAAAUAAUGAAAAAAGCUGUGCAACUAAUGGAAUUGAACUAUGGUUCUUGGGAGCCCCUUGUUAAGAGACUGAAGGAGCAAGAGAACCUGACAGCAGCCCUGUUAGCUGACAUCAGAGCACCAGAUGCCGCGCAAGGCGUACACCACGACUUGCACUAUAAUCUCAAAAUAUAGUAGCUGCGAUUAGCAGUAACACGGUUUUAUGCACUCUGCAAGAAAUCACUGCGUUUUUAGUUCUAUGAUAUUCACAACAUACAAAGACGUUAAUUCGAUUUAAAUCUCGAAUACAGAAUUGCAGCAAUAAAAUAAUUUAUAUGCAAUAAAAUAAUAAAAAGAAGUGUUCCUAUUUCAAAAAAAUAUAUUACAAAAAUGUGCCGCCUAUGACCGACAUUUUUAAAACUAUUAAAAAGUAUAUACACUUGCUGAAAAUUACAAUAAGCAAUAUAUUUUAUUCCAGACCCAAGAAUUGUAAUUUGUAGUGGGUUCUGGCAUAAAAUAUAUACGAAAUGUACCGGAACCGCGGUGGAUAUCAGAAAUUCUCGGACAAUACGUGUCCGAGGAGUUCCAAUACCCGCCAAGGCCUUAUGUCACUGCCAAUGUUUACUUCAUAUAUAGAUUUUAAUAAUGUAAAUAAAAGAUACCGUUAUACAUCAUAAAUUAUUAAUAUUAAUCACUGCAGUACAUAAAGUCGUUACAAAUAACUGUUAUGUCAAUUUUCUAAAUCAUUUAUUACAGUACAGUUGUGUGCAAUAUCAUAUAUAUGUAAUGAUGGUUAUUAUAUAAUUUUAAUUAGUUAUUAUAUUUAUAUAAUACCUAAGAUACCUAAGGUAUUAGAGUGCUCACAACGAUAACUUAAAUAACAAAUAAUUAAUUACGUAAUAAAGACAACUCUGUUGAUUUUCCUCAAAAAUAAUCUAUUCGAAUUACUAAUGCUGCAGAGUUUGCUUAUUAUUUGCCAUAGCUAUAUCGACAUAAAUUCUAAACGAAGUAUUUUAAACAACCAUAUUAUUUAUGCCACUGCCAUAUAAAAUUUACAGAAUAAGCUAUAGUAAUAGUAAUAAUAAUAAUUACGUUUGUCGUUUAAGAUUUUUCGAACCAUUGUCAUAUGAAAACAAUAUAACACCAAUGUAAAAUUCACAAUGAUUUAGCAAAUUAUUGUUCAGAAUUUGUGUAUUUCGUAUAUCCCUAUAAUACUUAUUAGAUACUUCUAUAAGAGUAUUCACUGAUAACGUAAGGCCUUUAAUUAAGAAUAAUUAUUGUGAAUUAACAUAAGUAGGAUUUUUAAACCACAUGAUGUAUUUACUAUACGAAAAAAUAUUAAAUCAUUAAUUUUAAUAUUUCUCUAAAGUCAUCGACUAUUAGGUUAGCUAGGUUAAUUGUAAUAUAAUUUUACAUAUUUACUUGAAACCAUUUACAUUUUUAUUUAUUAUACAUUUAUUAAUGAUUUUAG
This is a messenger RNA of Achroia grisella, 3764 nucleotides long. Its product is annotated as SET and MYND domain-containing protein 4-like. The transcript is spliced from 15 exons. Gene Ontology annotation, molecular function: protein binding. The coding region runs from base 143 to 2488 and encodes 781 amino acids. NCBI's taxonomy places the organism in Eukaryota, Metazoa, Arthropoda, Insecta, Lepidoptera, Pyralidae. The record is from RefSeq and is a predicted model, not a curated record.